Molecule: messenger RNA, 639 nt
Organism: Prunus armeniaca (apricot)
Lineage: Eukaryota; Viridiplantae; Streptophyta; Magnoliopsida; Rosales; Rosaceae
Source: the annotation of a GenBank genome assembly
AUGAACAUCUUCAGUAAGAAACCCACCGCCAAAGAGGCUCUUCGGGAGAGCAAGAGAGAAAUGGCUAAUGCUACUAGAGGAAUAGAGAAGGAAAUUGGAGCAUUGCAAUUAGAAGAAAAAAAGCUUGUUGCUGAGAUAAAGAGAACGGCAAAAACAGGAAAUGAGGCUGCAACUAAAAUACUAGCCAGGCAGCUAGUCAGGCUUAGGCAACAGAUAGCUAACUUACAAGGAAGUCGAGCUCAAAUGAGAGGAAUAGCAACUCAUACGCAGGCAAUGCAUGCUCAGUCAUCAGUCGCUGUUGGCAUGAAAGGUGCUAGUAAGGCGAUGGCAGCUAUGAAUAAGCAAAUGGCUCCUGCAAAGCAGGCACAGGUGAUACGCGAAUUUCAGAAGCAAUCUGCACAGAUGGAUAUGACUACUGAAAUGAUGUCCGACGCAAUAGAUGAUGCCUUGGAUGAUGAUGAGGCAGAAGAGGAAACUGACGAGCUGACAAACCAGGUGCUGGAUGAAAUUGGCGUUGAUGUCGCCUCACAGCUGUCAGCAGCUCCCAAAGGAAGAAUUGCAGCGAAGAACACUGAGGGUGUUGGCAGUUCUGGCACUGAUGAACUUGAGAAAAGAUUGGCAGCUCUUCGAAAUCCAUGA